Messenger RNA from Tachyglossus aculeatus (Australian echidna), 6755 nucleotides. It is a transcript of the gene OSBP2, whose product is annotated as oxysterol binding protein 2. The transcript has 16 exons. The record is from RefSeq and is a predicted model, not a curated record. Gene Ontology annotation, molecular function: cholesterol binding. NCBI's taxonomy places the organism in Eukaryota, Metazoa, Chordata, Mammalia, Monotremata, Tachyglossidae. Gene Ontology annotation, cellular component: membrane; intracellular membrane-bounded organelle; cytosol. The coding region runs from base 10 to 2430 and encodes 806 amino acids.
GCGGCGGGCAUGAACCCCCCAUCGGGGGUCGUCCCCCCGGGGGUCGCGGGCUCGGCCGGCCCCGACGCCUACAGGGGCUGGCUCUUCAAAUGGACCAACUACCUCAAGGGCUACCAGCGACGAUGGUUCGUGCUCAGCAACGGCCUCCUCUCCUACUACAGAACUCAGGCUGAAAUGGCUCACACCUGUCGUGGAACGAUCAACUUGUCAACAGCUCAUAUUGACACCGAGGAUGCCUGUAACAUUGUGCUUUCCAGCGGGGGAAGGACAUACCAUCUAAAGGCAGGCACCGAAGUGGAGAGGCAGCGAUGGGUCACUGCUUUGGAGCUGGCCAAGGCCAAAGCAGUCCGCAUGAUGACCAACCAGUCAGAGGAACCCAAAGCCUCUUCUGAGGACAGAGACACUGUACCCUGCUUGUUGAGCCCUCCUCUCCUGUCUGAGGCUUCACCCUCAGCCUUCAUCUCUCCAACAAAGUUUAAACGAGGUUUGUGGGGCAAAAGUCCACUCCCAUGCUGCCCUGCCCAUCUCCAGUCACCAGAUGACUCCGGUGAUGAGGAGCCCUCCACCCAGUCCGACAAGGCUGAUCUGCACCACACUCUGAAGAACCUCACCAGUAAACUCGAUGACCUGAGCACCUGCAACGACCUCAUCGCCAAACAUGGGGCCGCUCUUCAGAGGUCGCUGAGCGAAUUGGAGAACCUCAAGGUACCAGCCGACAGUGGCGAGAAGCUCAAAGCUGUGAACGAGCGAGCCACCCUCUUCCGGAUCACCUCCAAUGCUAUGAUAAACGCUUGCCGGGAUUUCUUGGAGUUAGCGGAACUGCACAAUCGGAAAUGGCAGCGAGCCCUCCAGUAUGAGCGGGAGCAGAGGAACCGCCUGGAAGAGACUAUUGAGCAAUUAGCUAAACAGCACAACAGCUUGGAGCGAGCUUGCCGAGGGACUCCUUGUCUGUCCACCACGUCUUCGGGGACCAUCUCCAAGGCAGGCCUGGUAUCUUUCAAAGGGGAAGCCAGUGAUGAAGAUGAGGAGACGGAGUAUUUUGACGCCAUGGAGGACGCACCAGAUUUUAUCACAGUAACUGCAGACCCCAAACAGCACAGACGUUCUGGCAGCAGCCUGAGUGGGGCCAGUGGGGGCCCCGCUGAUGACUGGAACGUGGAGGACAGUGUGUUUGAGAGCCCUCAGCCGACCAAGACCAACCCACCUAAGGUCAAACGGCGAACUCGCAUCCCCAACAAACCCAACUACAGCCUUAACCUCUGGAGCAUUAUGAAAAACUGCAUCGGCAAAGAGCUGUCCAAGAUCCCCAUGCCUGUGAAUUUCAACGAGCCCCUGUCUAUGCUCCAGAGGCUGACUGAGGAUUUGGAGUACCAUGAGCUGCUGGACAAGGCUGUCAAGUGCGAGAACUCGACAGAGCAGAUGUGCUUCGUGGCCGCGUUUUCGGUGUCUUCCUACUCAACCACCAUCCACCGCACAGCCAAGCCCUUCAACCCCCUACUUGGGGAGACCUACGAACUCGACCGGAUGGACGAGCUGGGCUUCCGUUCGCUCUGCGAACAGGUGAGCCACCACCCUCCUGCAGCUGCUCACCACGUCUACUCCAAGCACGGCUGGGCCCUUUGGCAGGAAAUUACCAUCGCCAGCAAGUUCCGGGGCAAAUACCUCUCCAUCAUGCCAUUAGGUGCCAUUCAUUUAGAGUUCUCAUCAAGUGGGAAUCACUACAUUUGGAGGAAGGGCACUUCCACUGUGCAUAACAUCAUCGUGGGCAAGCUCUGGAUCGACCAGUCCGGGGACAUAGAGAUCGUCAACCAUAAGACGAAGGAUAAAUGCCAGCUGAAAUUCACACCCUACAGCUACUUCUCAAAAGAUUCUGCCCGCAAGGUGACCGGUGUAGUGGCCGACGGCACCGGCAGGGCCCACUACGUCAUGUCGGGCUCGUGGGACGAGAAGAUGGAGUGCGCCAAGAUCGUGCACAGCAGCCAGAGUCGCUCCAACGUGGAGGGCAAGCAGAAGACCGUCUACCAGACGUUGCCAGCCAAGGUCCUGUGGAAGAAAUACCCUCUGCCGGAGAACGCAGAGAACAUGUACUACUUCUCCGAGCUGGCUCUGACCCUCAACGAGUCUGAGGUCGGGGUGGCCCCCACGGACAGCAGGAUGCGGCCCGACCAGCGACUCAUGGAGAGCGGCCAGUGGGAUGAAGCCAACGUGGAGAAGCAGAGGUUGGAGGAGAAGCAGAGGCUCGUGCGCCGUAAGCGGGAGUCGGAUGCCAUGGAGGCGCUGGAGGGAGGGAAGAACUAUACUGGAUACACCCCACUGUGGUUUGAAAGGAAGACGGAUCCCCUGACGGGAGAGCUGGCCUGCGUUUACAAAGGGGGCUAUUGGGAAGCCAAGGAAAAGCACGACUGGCACAUGUGCCCGAAUAUCUUCUGACGGGCCCUUCCCACACCAGGCAGCCGGCCCCAGGGCCCUUCCCUGAUCUGGAAGAGGCUGGGGGAGCAGCCCCCGGAGAGCCGGGGCAGGCCGGGCUCUGAGGCCUGGGUCACCGGGCAAAGAAAUAAGCCACCCAUCUACCCACAAAAAGCAAAUACAGCAGACAAGCAGACCAGGGAUUCACAUGUAUUUUUUAUGCACUAAUGAAAUAGCAUUGGAGUUUUCUUUCUUUUUUUUUUCUUUUUUUAAUAGUGACUUUUUUUAGCUCCUAAUUAGGACCGAGGACACAUUGAAUCUGGUUAUUUUAAGCCGCGUGUAUUUAUUGCCGUCAGCACUUGCUGCCAACUCUUUUGACACCUCGGCUCAAGACUGUGAUGCUCCGACUUCCAAAGACGCACGUGUGGCGAGGAAGAGCCCUCUGAUGCACGUUUACUUUGCUCUUUUGUUUCCUCCUCGUAGCUUUCUUUAAAGGUAUGCGCUCUGGAACCACAAUGUCUGCCGAGACCGUGGGCGGCUCGGGUGCUGUCCCCAAGAGGAUUGGGGUGGGUGGGCACUCCUAAGUAAGUCUGCUGCCCUUCCUAGCUCAGUGGGCUUCUCCCCCUCCACCCCUCGAUUCCCCGCCAAGGCGGGGGCUGAUUAGCCAGGUUCCCUGGGGGCCCUUUGCCGGUGACCUUUGGGGUUUUUUUGGUCUGGGUUUCUUUUUCGGUUGUUGGAUCAGUUUCUUUCCAGCCAUGAUGUUUAGUAAAUAUUUUUAGUACAGAACUAACCAGAGAGCUUUUCCAAGUAUUCUUUCUUGACGCAGCAACGUCCAAGAGAGAGCCCUGUGCUUCCACAAGAACGGGAAGCAGAAAGACCUCUCAGAGCUAGGGGGCUUACUCUGGAGAAGCUGCUGCUUUAACUUUUCCCAAACAGAAGUUCUUGGCCGGCUCCCGCAACCCCUGACUCCCACGCCCUCCACCCCCAUCGCACCACCAGCCUCCCACGCCAGCUCUCAGAGCGCCCUACACCCGGCCUUCGCAUCUCCAUUCGGGAACCCGCCCUCCGUGCCUCUGCCCGAGCAGUUUGAGAGCUGGCAUCGAGGCCCCCAAGUGAGCUCCUGAAGGGAAGUGACAGUGACCCUUCCCGCGCUGGGCUUGGGGCUCCAGAUUUCUUCUGAGCUAUAUCUUGAGCAAGAGGCCAUGGCUGUGGUUGGCCUUCCUGAAGCCCCACAUGGGCUGGUUUCCUGCUUGGGGACCCCACCCCCUUCCCCUCUGUCCACCCACCGCAAGGGUGGGCCGCCGGGUCCCCACCCCGCUCAGGAGAGGAAAGCAGGUCUCUGAAGGGCCUGAGGUCAGCAGAGUCAGAAGAAGACGCUGCCUCCCAAGGAGAAGGUGACCGAGCUCCAGAGCCAGCCUCUCAGCACAAGACCUGCAGCAUGCCCAGGUCUGCUCCCCGGGCUCGACCCUCCAGGCAAUAGCCUGCCCCAGGGCACCCCAGACCAGGAGCUCAUGGCGGCCUCUUUGGAGACCACCUGGGCCCUCUGAGGGACAAAGUGGGCGAGCGGCACCCAGUGCUUCCACUCCGGGGAGAGUUCCCACUUCCAAAGCACCAACUUUGCGAUAGCACAAAUGUCCAGCAGUUGGUCCGUCAGGACAAAGGGCGCCUCUAUGGAUGGACUCCCACAGAGGCUCCAGCCGGGUCUCCGGCACCAGUCUCUCUGCAGUGGGAUGGGCUCAUUCUGCCUUCAGAAUCUGAGCUGGCCUGGCCCUGGAUCAGGCCCUCGGUCACCCCUAGCAGUGCCACCGAGCCUCUGUUUUGCAAGAGAAAUCCCUGUCCAGUUUGGGCCACCUGCUGCUUGCCCACGGGCAGGGGCAGCAGAGGACUCUGAGCAGAGAGUGGCUGCAGUGCUCCCCCGGCCCAGCCCCAGCUCUUCAAGGGCUCCUCCUGCUCGUGCUUAUGCCCCUCGGCGAGCUUGAGCAGAGAAGUGGCUCAGCAGCCAGCAGCCUACUCACAUCCAGCCUCAGCUUCCCCACAACCACCGUGAAUCAUCACAGGCUGUGCUUGUUGGGUUGAAGUGGGGGCUUCUGGCAGACCCGAUGUGGACUCCCCCCAGGCUCUACCCAGCAUCCGGUCACCUUGCCUCUAGGGGCUCCUUCAGUCAGGACCGUCCUCCCACCCCCACCCCAAUCCACCUCCUCCCCGUUCCCUUCCGAAGCUCCGGGCGGACAAGCCGAGGGCCCCUCUCGGAACCGGUUCCAGCCAUAGCCUGGGGCGUUAAUCCUGUCGGGCCUUUGGCCCUUUCGGAUUCCAACUGGUCACCUCCUGGAAUACCAGUACAGAAGCCCCUGGACUGUCUGUCCCAUCCCACAUUCUGCCUGGUUUCCUUGUUUCUCAGGACAUUUGCACUGACCCGGGGUCCUGUCCCAGCACGGUCACUCACCCUGGCUGCUGCUCACCCACCCAGGGCUGGGGUCCCGCUGCCCCAGCAGUGCUGCCAGGGGCACAGUCUGGCUGCUGACCGAGCCACCCAGCCAGGACGAAUCUGGUUCAGAAUGAUUUGGGCUCCGUGUGCUUGACGUCUGAGGUGCAGGGGGGGGACAGAAAGCCCAUCAGUCCAGGCUCUGAGGCACCGGGUAGUUUGGCAUCUCUGGGAGCCCCGGCGGGAAGGCAGAGGGGAGGGAGCUUUUUUUUAGGAGACCCUCUCCUCCUCCACCUAACCCCCCCCAACACUGUUCCAACAGCUUCCCUCUCCCAGGUUCCAAAUCUCAGCCAGCACAUCCAAUUGAAAUGGGAGGAAAUUUAGCAAUAAUGAACUUCACAGCUUAGGGAACUGGAAAAUCAAAACUGCACAAGGGACACAUAUGCAAUCAGGUUGCUGAGACCCUGGGAGUCUUUCUGAUCUGAUUCUUCUCAUUCAGCACCUACAGUUUCUCUUCUUUACAACCAGUGUAUGUAUACAGUAUAUUUGUAUAUAUAUGUAUAUAUACAUAUAUAUAAAAAAACCUGUAAAACAUAACAUUAGUGAUUGGAUAUCAGUGUGUUAACUGAUUUCAGUGCAGCCUCUAAUCUUUUAUUUAUUUGCUUCUAAUUUAUAUAUACAGUAUAUAUAAAAAUAAAUAUAUAGAAAAUUAUUUUCCUUAAAUUUAUAUGGCACACAAAGUGGAAAAAUAAUGAUGACAGAGGCCUCUGUCUGAAUUUUUACAGUACAAUAAGUACAAAAUAUUUCAUUCUAUCUUUCAGGUAGGCUAAAUCUCAGUGAACAGGAGGGUAGGAGAUAAAGAAAUGGCCUAGGUUAUGCUUCCUUAGAUUCACGACACUUCCUGGGUCUUUUCCAUCUUCCAAAGGGUAAGGCUAGGCUGUCCCAUCACCUGGUUUUCCCUUUUAGAAAUAGACCUAGUAUUCUGAAAUCUUUCAGUAUUCCAGCCAGCUUGCGGGGGAGAGGGGGUUGUUCCAAACGGUGACCUCCCCCGUCUCCUUCUGGGCUCGGAAGAGCAGGAAAGGAGUGGGGCUGACCCUGGCCCUGGGAGGCUGAGGUCUCCCGUGUGGCUGCAGGGGAUUGCCUGGACCCCAGAACCCCACAGUUGCUCCCUUCCUCCCCUUGCUUCAUCCCGGCUCUCCCUCACCCCAAGACUCACCUUCCCGGGACUGCUCCGUAUGAGAUGGUCUGAACUUCUUUAAGGAAAAUUAAACUAGGCACCUCCUCCAGUCCUGCUGUUCUCCUUUUGGUUUGAAUUUUGAAAGUUCAAUACAGGGUGUUUUUUCCCCCACUCCAGGACUGAUUGAGUUUUGUACCAACGGACUUGAAACACCGACGUGUAAAAUGCCUUAUUUUCCUCACUUCUUUGUGUCACACAAGUGUCAGCCUGAGCAGGGACCCAGCCUGUCAAUGAAAUGAGAUGGGACCCUUGCCCCCCCUCCACCCCGGGGGGUGCCCACUCAGUGUUGGUGACGGAUUGGGAAUGAGAUCACAGGUGGAGCCAGGCAAGGUGGAGCCAGGCAAGUGCUCCUUUCAAACCUCGGUACGGCAGCCACUGUCGAAGCCAGGCAGCAUUCUGUACAGACCCGCCGAGCUAAAUGUGGGGGGGGCGGCAAGUAACCCUGGGGCAAAAGCAAUUUUUAGGAUGCUAUUUUUAAAGUUUAAAGAAAUAGCCGUAGCUUCCAAAGCCCAUUUAGGGAUAGCACUUAAUCAGAGCCCCGUCUCCUGGCCUUUCUAUUUUUCCCACAAGGUAAUUUUAAUGUCAUUACUGUACAUGUUGUUGAAUGCCAUUCUUUUGAACACGAUAUUGUGAGUGAUCGCUCUUCUCCUACCUGGUAAUAAAACGUGGAUUCAGGAGUUUUCAAAUGCC